Molecule: messenger RNA, 672 nt
Organism: Belonocnema kinseyi
Lineage: Eukaryota; Metazoa; Arthropoda; Insecta; Hymenoptera; Cynipidae
Exons: 1
Biological process (GO): DNA integration
Molecular function (GO): nucleic acid binding
Source: RefSeq, a predicted model, not a curated record
AUGCAGCAGAAAGUUUUAGCUGCAAUACACUCGGGCCAUCAAGGUAUUGUCAAAUGUCGUCGUAGAGCGAAAGAAUCUGUAUGGUGGCUAGGUUUAAGCUCGCAGAUCGAGAACCUAAUUCGUAACUGUUCAAAUUGUAUCCAAGAACGUUCAAAUCCGAAAGAGAGUUUUAAGACAGAAAAUCCUCCCAUUCGACCAUGGCAGCGAUUAGGGGCAGAUUUAUUUAAACACGGCGGAAAGUGGUAUCUAAUAGUUGUUGAUUAUUUUUCGCGUUACAUCGAAAUCGCAAAAUUAAGUAGUUUAUCCGAAAAAACGAUAAUCGAGAGGAUAACGCAACUAUUUUCGAGACACGGAAUUAGCGAGGAACUAGUAUCGGACAAUGGUCCAAAAUUUAGAAAUGAAUUUAAAAAAUUUGCAGAAGAGUAUUAUUUCCGACACAUAACAAGCUCCCCUUACUUUAGUCAAUCGAACGGCGAAGCUGAAGCUGCUGUCAAAAUAGCGAAACAGCUGAUUAAAAAAAACGGUAGUGAUUGUAAUCAGCUCGCAAAAGCUCUGUUAUCCUAUCGAUCCACUCGACUUGCAAACGGUUUUUCGCCAGCCGAAAUGCUCAUGAAUCGAAAACUGCGAACAGAAGUGCCUACCUUACCCAGCGCUCUAAAAGGGAAGGGGAAG